Molecule: messenger RNA, 2001 nt
Organism: Taeniopygia guttata (zebra finch)
Lineage: Eukaryota; Metazoa; Chordata; Aves; Passeriformes; Estrildidae
Gene: SYAP1
Product: synapse associated protein 1
Biological process (GO): regulation of short-term neuronal synaptic plasticity; TORC2 signaling
Cellular component (GO): synapse; nucleus; cytoplasm
Source: RefSeq, a predicted model, not a curated record
CGCAGCGGCGCCGGCCCGGCGCAGCGCGGCCGCCGCCCCGCAGCCAUGUUGCGCGGCCUGGGCAGCUGGCUGGGGCUGCAGCGCGCCGGCGAGGAGGCGCUGCUGCCCGCCGGCCACGGCAGCGGCCCCGCGGAGCAGGAGCAGGAGCAUGAGGAGGAGGAGGAGGCAGGGCCGGCCGGGCAGGAGCGGGGCGAGCUGCAGGGGGACUCGGAGGCGCUGCUCAGCCAGGCCAAGGGAUUCGGCAGUUACCUCUUCAAUUUUGCCUCUGCUGCUACAAAAAAGAUAUCUGAGUCUGUUGCUGAAACAGCACAGACAAUAAAGAAGUCUGUAGAAGAAGGAAAAAUUGACAGUAUCAUCGAUAAGACAAUUAUUGGAGAUUUUCAGAAGGAACAGAAGAAAUUUGUUCAAGAGCAGCAAACUAAAAAAUCAGAAGCAGCAGUGCCUCCCUGGGUAGACAGCAAUGAAGAAGAGACAAUUCAACAACAAAUACUGGCUUUAUCAGCAGAUAAACGGAAUUUUCUGCGGGAUCCUCCAGCAGGUGUGCAGUUUCAUUUUGACUUUGAUCAAAUGUACCCUGUUGCACUGGUCAUGUUACAAGAAGAUGAGCUUCUCAAUAGGAUGAGAUUUGACCUUGUUCCCAAACAUGUAAAGGAGGAAGUGUUCUGGAGAAAUUAUUUCUACAGGGUGUCCCUAAUUAAACAGUCUGCACAACUCACAGCACUUGCAGCUCAACAGCAAGCAGCAGGAAAGGAGGAGAGCAAAGGCAGAGAAGAGGAUAGUGAACUGAAAGAAACAGUACGGCCAAAAACACCGCCUGUUACAAUAAAGCCUCAAAUAAAAUCACAAGAGGAUGAGGAAGAAAUUUCCACAAGUCCAGGUGUAUCAGAAUUUGUGAGUGAUGCUUUUGAUACCUGUAAUCUGAAUCAGGAAGAUCUAAGAAAAGAAAUGGAACAACUAGUGCUAGACAAAAAGAAAGAAGCUUCAGUAGUAGAAGAAGAAACUGCUGAUUGGGAAAAGGAAUUACAACAAGAGCUUCAGGAGUAUGAGGUGGUGACAGACUCAGAAAAGCGUGAUGAAAACUGGGAUAAAGAAAUAGAAGAAAUGCUGCAAGAAGAAAAUUAAACAUUUUCACAAAAUCACUAUAACCAAAGCUCUUUUGGAGGACUGACAUGGAUUUCUGCUUUCAUAUUUUGCUUACAAAAAUAUCUUCAGAAGACAUAAAAUAAUCUAAAGUCAUUAUAAUUCCAUAUGGGAAUACAACCAGUAUUUCUGUUCUUUAUAUGAGCAGUUUCUGAACUUCUAUAUUCUUCAAAAGAAAAAAAAAAGAGGAGGCAGAUACUGCAGGUUAUAAUUAAAAGUGAUAACAUUAAUACAUGAAGCAGUGGUUCAGUUUGAAGCGUUUUUAGGUGAUCAAGAAGCUCUUCAAAGAGAUUUCUAAAUUUAAGAACCGCAAUUUUUUUGUCUACAGCCUUCUAUUUGGGAUGUAAAAAUGGAUGUUGUAAGUAACUUAGUCCUUGGCAGCAAUUCUCUCUUGAUAUUUGCACUCUGAUUCCUGUAUAAUCUGUAAAUGUGUACUAUUUUUAAGGUACUUAUAGUUGGUAGAUUUCACAUGUAUUUAACUUCCUUAAUGUAUGUAGCCAAAGAAUUUAUAGAAAACCCUAUCAAAUAGCUUUCAAGGAUUUCGUAAAACAUACUAAUGCAGACUCCAAAAGAAGCUGGUUAUUUAUCAGUUAGGCAGCAAACAUUUAAGCAUUUAAAUUAGUAGAGUUAGUAACUGCUUGAAUUAAAUUUGGGUUUGUUAAUCAUAUUGAUAUACUGCCUUUCCCCACGUAGAGAAAUGGUUUAAUGCAUUCUUUCUGCAGAAGGGUGUUAUGGUUCCAUUUAAUUUUACUGUCUAAGCUGAGAGCAAAUUAAAUGCUUCUCCUUAAUUUUAAGUGCUGAAACAUUUAUGUGAAAACUUCCACUGGUUUGGACAUCUUUAUUAAAUAUUGUAAAUAUGUA